This is a messenger RNA of Penaeus indicus, 3016 nucleotides long. RefSeq names its product choline/ethanolamine kinase-like. Gene Ontology annotation, molecular function: ethanolamine kinase activity; choline kinase activity. Bases 195 to 1016 code for a protein of 273 amino acids. Lineage: Eukaryota; Metazoa; Arthropoda; Malacostraca; Decapoda; Penaeidae. The transcript has 6 exons. The record is from RefSeq and is a predicted model, not a curated record. Gene Ontology annotation, cellular component: cytoplasm. Gene Ontology annotation, biological process: phosphatidylethanolamine biosynthetic process; CDP-choline pathway.
AGGUGCACGGAGAGGACGGCCUGGAGUCGGUGUUAGCGGAGAGCGUCAUUUUCGCGCUUCUGUCCGAGCGGCGCCUGGGACCUCGUCUCUACGGGGUCUUCCCGGGCGGGCGCCUCGAGCAGUACAUUCCGGCACGUUCCCUCUUCACCUCAGAGCUGGCAGACCCCAACCUGUCCGCUAUUAUCUCCACCAAAAUGGCCCGUGUUCAUGCCCUCAAUGUGCCUAUCAGCAAGGAACCCUCAUGGAUUUGGAACACCAUGGAUAAGUGGCUGAAGUCAAGUCAAGAUUUUCUAAACAACAGAUCAGUGAAUGACAGAGAAGAUGUUCAGAAAAUUGCAAAACUACAAUUGUUUAACUUCCAAAAGGAAAUGGAUUUCUUGCGCAAAGUUGUAGCAAAGGUUCAGUCGCCAGUGGUGUUCGCACAUAACGACAUGCAGGAAGGUAAUAUCUUGCUCAAUACUCAUGCCAAGACAAGAGAUGAUCAAGUGUGUCUGAUUGACUUUGAGUAUUGCUCAUAUAAUUACCGUGGUUUUGACGUGGCCAAUCACUUCUGCGAGUGGGUCUAUGAAUACAAACUCCCAGUCGACCCAUACUUCACGGUGGCUCGAGAAAACUAUCCCGGAAAGGACAAACAGUUAUUCUUCAUAAGAUCAUAUUUGGAGGCAUAUGAAGCUGCAAGGAGACGAAAGGUUGUACAGCCCACAAAUGCCAUUGAGGACUCGCACCCAAUCUCCUCAGUAAGUGUCCUCAGCCAGAACAACAGAAUGAUGAGCAACAUGGCGGCACCUCCCCACCCAGCAGAGGACAAGCUCCUUGCCGAGGUUCAGGUGUUCACUCUGGUGUCUCACCUUUUCUGGACUCUCUGGUCUAUUGUCCAGAGCCAGGUCUCCACCAUUCCCUUUGGAUAUACUGAUUAUGCUAUUGUCAGAAUGGAACACUACUUGGAGGACAAAGCAAACCUAAACGUGGAUAUCAUCAACAAGCGCAAAUCAGAAGCAAUGUGUGAAGAUGAAUAAAAAGCAGUGGAAAGGAAGAAGGGAAAGAAAAAAAAGAGAUCAUCUUGAAAAUAUGUUCUGCGUGAUAUUGUGCAAUCUGUUUUGUACAACAUGGCUGGUGCUGUGCCCUCUUAGCAUGUAAGGAUGUGAUCUCUCGAAGUGAUAAUAUUACUGCAUACAUGAUACAUAUAUGAUAUAUUAGUUACAUGACAUAUAAAUCAGUAAAUAGUACACAACACAGAAUACAUUAAUACAUCAAACAGUAUAUUGAUAUUUUACAUACAUUAAAUAUUACAUGAUACAUUAUCACUGAGAGUUCUAUGAAGCUACCCAUCUCAAUCACAAUGGUGUACCUGAGAUUCUUUACAGAUCUGCUUGUGCAAUCAUUUUGUGAUGGAAUAUGCUUGGGUAAUGAAAAAAAAAGAUGAAAUUAAGAAGGAAUAAAGAAAAAAGAUAUGUACACUUGUUACAUGCAGAGCUACACUGUGAACACCAAGUUGGUGCUGUGAUGUACAUUCUUGCUCUGUGAUGUCUUGUUACAAAUUCAUUUUGGAAUGAAGUUUCAAGUAAAAAUUGUUCUUUCUUGUAUAUAAUGUGUAAAAUGUACAAUCCGUUUUUUGUAACUUUGUUGGAAAGGUGUUGGUGUUUGGUAACAACUUUGCUGAAUCGCACUCCAUGUCUGAAGGAAGGCAACAUUCACUGAGUGCAAGUCAGUGCUAUUCAUAAGGUGGUUCUUGCCUAAUAUAAGCAGCUUUCUGAAUACAGUAUUGAUGGUGAUAUAUAGUACAUAUUUACUGAAGAAGCAGCAGUGUGUCCUUCAUGAUGCAUUGUCAAUUUUGCCAGGUUAUAAAGAGUAUUGUAUUCAGUUGUAAAUAUUAUUUAAGGAUUUCUAAUGAACUGUAGAUUUAAUUUCAAGUUCUUAAAUGCAAGUUGAAUGACUCUUCCAUUCAUAAGGGAUCAUAAAUUCUUUUUAGUCUUGGAAUAAUGUGUUUUUCAACAAAUUUGUUUUAUAAAUGAAAUUCUUUUUAGACCUAUGCUUUUGAGAGGUUGGUAAUUUUUUGAUGCAAUAUUUCUGUUUCAGAUAUUAUUCAGAAAAUUGCAAAAAAUAUUUGUUUUGAAAUGUCUUUGCUCAUACUGCAUUAAAAGAUUUUUGUUACAAGAGUGUCAGUGAAAUCGUUUUGGGAUAUAUAUGACUUAUAUUAUUUGCAUGUGUUGUCAUUACAAGUACUGUACAAUGGAUUUCAAGUUAUUUUUAUAUUUGAUGAAAUGUGAUUUUACUUCAUUGUGCUAUAAGAACAUUUUUUGUAAUUGUUGUUAUAAUGAAUGUUAUGCUUUGAACUUUUAAAUAAAGUAUCCAGCAAAUUUGAUUUGUAUACUGUGUUUAUAUGUUCAGGAGUAUAGUUUAUCUAAUAUACAAGACAGCUCAUUGAAAUGUUACAAAUGAAAAUAAUUAAUCUUGAGAUAAUACAUUAUAAUAUCACAUGAUAGACUGAAAUACCAGUGAUGCAUGUACAGUCAGAAAAAUAAAUAUCGUUACCCUCUGCACUAACUAAUAUGAAAAAUCGAUGAAGUGGUGUGGAAUAGCGAGGCAAGGUAGUUAACACCAUAAUCAGGUGUUAAUAGAGAGAAGCGUUCAGAUCCUCACUGAACACAAGUAAAGGUAACAAUAUAUAUAUUUUUUUUUCUGACUGUACAUCUCUGGCUUUCUAGUAAACAAAAAUCAAGAUGAGAAAAAGAGGAAAGAAAAACUGGCCAGAGCAAACCAAGGUCAGUAUUUAUGAAACUACCAUAUGAUGUGAAUGUGAUGUUGUGUUCCUGGACUUCAAUCCAGUACACGUAACUAGCCUGGUGAUGUUGGUUGUACUGUAUUACAAGACAGAGCCUUCUCUCUCUUUUCACUUGUGUAGAGAAGGUUUAUUUUUUCAGAAAGGGUUAUUUUUCAUAUAUGCUCAAGAAUAAAAAAAAAAAAAGAUGGGAGAGAUAUGGUGAGUGAAAAAAGAAUAAAAAAUGUUUUUGUAAAU